Aphanomyces invadans is the source of this 600-nucleotide messenger RNA. RefSeq lists its product as hypothetical. The record is from RefSeq and is a predicted model, not a curated record. Bases 55 to 375 code for a protein of 106 amino acids. The transcript has a single exon. Lineage: Eukaryota; Oomycota; Saprolegniomycetes; Saprolegniales; Verrucalvaceae.
ACGAGCCCGAACGACAUAACCAACCCGCGAGCAGCAGAGUUGGUUUGUCGGCGCAUGCGGCAAGCGCGUGUCGUGGCCACGAUACCCCGCGCCGCGGGGCGGCAAGCAGGAAGCAUCAUGGCUCGUCGGAGCAUGUGCAAGAACUGCAAGAAGAUGUACCUCGUCACCACGAGCGUGUGCGCCAACUCGUAUUGCUCGCUCGAUUGCCAAAGCAACUUUUUGUAUCUCGAGCACGUGAGCGGCGCGCUGCGGACGUUUUUUGAAGAAACCAAACAACAACAGCAACUGCAUGCCCUGACGGACACGGAACCACCUCCAUGUCCACGGAAAUCGACGGCAGCCACCACCACGUGGCUCAAAGCCCGAACGGAUUAACGUUUGCUUGUGCUGCUGUCCUAUUUACCUGCCGCCAUCACACGGGAAGAUCGUUCCAUGCGAUUGCAACCCUUCUCGACAUGCCUGGGCCGUGUCUGCCAUCGCCGCUCCCUAUAACAAUUCGUGUAUAUUUAUCGAUUCCUCUUCGUCGUCACCCUCGUGAAUAUCUUUAUAUAAUGUAUAUCGACCAUAUACAUCCAGCGCCGUCACGAUCCAACGGGUAUG